Molecule: messenger RNA, 303 nt
Organism: Coprinopsis cinerea okayama7#130
Lineage: Eukaryota; Fungi; Basidiomycota; Agaricomycetes; Agaricales; Psathyrellaceae
Exons: 1
Coding region: 1-303 (100 amino acids)
Source: RefSeq, a predicted model, not a curated record
AUGACAUGCGAAUGCGAAUAUGACGACGCGGUUUACGACGAACUUCAACGAUCCAUCGAAAAUGUGAACGCACAAAUGGAUGUGGUGGGAUGGCGUUUCGAAUUUGGUGGGUGUAGUAGGGCGGGUGGUGGGGAGGUGAAGAGGGGGAAUGGAGUGGAGAAGGAGGAAAAGGUGGAGAAGGAGGGGGUUGAGACUGAGGGAAAGGAGAAAGUUGUGGAGAAGGGGAAGGAGAAUGGUACGAAGCGGGAGGACAAGCCUCGACGUGGUUUGAGAGGUGUUUUGAGGAGGUUGUUGUGUUUCUGA